Adineta steineri is the source of this 1158-nucleotide messenger RNA. NCBI's taxonomy places the organism in Eukaryota, Metazoa, Rotifera, Eurotatoria, Adinetida, Adinetidae. The record is from the annotation of a GenBank genome assembly.
AUGUAUACCCCUAAAUAUGAUUUAUCACGUUUGGGUGUUGUAUCAGUUAUAUUCAAUCCUGUUCGAUAUCGUAGUCGAUAUGAACAAUAUUAUAAAUUUCGUAAUCACAUGGCACGUUCUGGUGUUAAUUUAUUCACUGUUGAAUGUGUCUUCGAUUCGGCAACACGAUUCGGUUUGCCACCACAGCGAUUUGAAGUGACACAAGCUGACAAUCCACGACAUAUUCAAGUUGUAGCUCCAUCCAUUAUGUGGAUGAAAGAGAACUUAAUCAAUAUUGCCGUUCAACAGUUACCACCGACGAUUGAUCGAAUUGCGUGGAUCGAUGCUGAUGUAGAAUUUGAGCAUCUCAAUUGGCCUCACUUGACAAUGAAGGCUCUUGAUCGAUAUCCCAUUGUACAAAUGUUCAAAAUUGGUUAUUUUACAGGACCCAGCGGUAAACAGGAAAUUCUGAGACGAGAUCAUUCCUUUGGAUAUUCCAUUCGUCACAAUAAGCCGAUAUAUCCGCAUCAUUCUCAGUGGUAUGCUCAUCCAGGUUAUGCCUGGGCGAUGCAUCGAGAUACUUUUAAUGCCAUCGGUGGUCUUAUCGAUUUUUGCAUCGUUGGUUCAGGUGAUCUUCAUUUGGCUUAUGCUCUUUUAGGUCGUGUUGAAGAGACAUUUCCUAGUGGGUUACACAGGGAUUAUCGGAUGCAAGUAUCGAACUGGGGUGAUAGAGUUGCUAGAGCAGCUGGUAAUGGUGCUUUUGUGGGUUAUGUCGAUGUGAAUCUGUAUCAUCGUUGGCAUGGUAGUCGAACUAAUCGCAAUUAUAUUAAUCGAUGGUCAAUUUUAUCGCACUAUCAGUUUUCGCCAAGAAAAGAUCUCGAACGAAACAAACGAACAGGUGUAGUGUAUUUGAGAGACAAGCGUCUCUUUGGUCUACAAUCAACAGGUACUCGAAUCGAAGAACUAGAACAAGCAAUAGUCGGUUAUUUUAUAUCGCGCGACGAAGACAGUAUACGAGUGGUACGCAGAGUAGUGGUGCCAAGAUAUCCUUCGCAACCGGUUCCUCUUCAUCAGCGUCGCCAUAACAUCAUGCGUCCUGCCAAUAGACAUCGUCCACUUCCCAUACUUAUAGCUCCACCCAUUCCGCGUCAUCAUACACGUCGUUCCGGAUUCUAUUGA